Delphinapterus leucas (beluga whale) is the source of this 1269-nucleotide messenger RNA. The record is from RefSeq and is a predicted model, not a curated record. Lineage: Eukaryota; Metazoa; Chordata; Mammalia; Artiodactyla; Monodontidae.
ACUCGCCUCCUCGCCUCUCCCCGCGCCAGGCAUGGCCCCCAGCACCGUGGCCGUGGAGCUGCUCAGCCCCAAAGAGAAAAACCGACUGCGGAAGCCGGUGGUGGAGAAGAUGCGCCGCGACCGCAUCAACAGCAGCAUCGAGCAGCUGAAGCUGCUGCUAGAACAGGAGUUCGCGCGCCACCAGCCCAACUCCAAGCUGGAGAAGGCCGACAUCCUGGAGAUGGCCGUCAGCUACCUGAAACACAGCAAAGGUGAGCAGCCCCGCGCCCUGGAGCCCCGGCCCGCGCGACCCCCGCCCCGCCCCGCUCCCCGCCGCCCCGCGCCCCGGGCUCCCCGGCCCCGCUCACCGCCGCCCCGACUCCCCGCAGCCUUCGCCGCCGCCGCCGCCGCCGGCCCCAAGAGCCUGCACCAGGACUACAGCGAGGGCUACUCGUGGUGCCUGCAGGAGGCCGUGCAGUUCCUGACGCUGCACGCGGCCAGCGACACGCAGAUGAAGCUGCUCUACCACUUCCAGCGCCCGCCGGCCGCGCCGGCCGCGCCCGCCAAGGAGCCCAAGGCGCCUGGCUCCGCGCCCGCGCCCGCCCCGGCCAAGGCCGCCGCCGCCGCUUCUGCGCGCCAGCCCGCCUGUGGCCUCUGGCGGCCGUGGUGACCCGCGGGCGGCAGCCCUGCCCGGAGGACCAGAGGGCCAGCGCGUUCCUCUGGCAGAGGGAAGGGCCUCCCCAUCGUCCGUGCCGCCCCUGGCUUGGACUGGCCCCUUCUCCGGAAGGCUCUCUCUCCAGGCUGGCGGGCCAGCAGGAGGGUCAUUCUCAGAGAAUGUGCGUGCAGUGUCCUUGUCAUUUAGGGCCCAUCUUCUGCCAAAUGUCUGACCCCAUGGGGUUGCUCUGUGUUUGCAUUUCAGCAAGUGACUUCUGGGAAGUCCCCACUGCCGGGGUUCUAUAAUAUUUGUAGGCGGCGGGGCUCGGCCAGCCGGCGCCCCAUGCGUAGAGGGCUUUCUUCAGAUCCGGUGCUGCCAGGCCAGUGGGCCUGGCGCAGGCCGUGCCGUGGGCACAUUUGCCUUUUGUGAAGGCGGAACUCAAGGUGUAUCCUCGUAGGAACGACAGUGUCAGCCUGGAUGGGCGCGGAAGGACAGGGCAGAGCCGUGGGCGCAAAGCCCCUGGGGAUGCUUUGCUGUCUGGUCGGGGCUCACACCGGGGCUGUGUGGGGCGGCUGGGGGUCUCCACCACGAUCCUUAAAGGAUUCCCGUGUGGGUGGGUGCACGUGGGCACAACU